UGAUCUGACUAUUCGGCAGGGGUCACAGCACCCAGUCCCAUGCCGAUAAACUCAGGCUCAGCGAAGUGGCAUACUCGCACGAAAGCAAAUGGACGAUGCAUGGCGGAAUUCCGCGGAUGAAGGAUUCCGUCAGUUGUAAUGCGGAAGCCUAUUUUGCGGCUUCGCUCUCGUGGCCGCGGAGCGCUUCGGGAGCGCGAGAGGAGAAGUAUGCCGUCAUACACUGCCCAUACCGUACAUACAUACCGGUACGGGCUGCCUGGAUGGAAGCGCGUUGGAAUCUGCGCCUCGGCAGAAUUCCCAUUGCCAACUGACUCCGGUAGUCCUAUCACUAUCGCGCUGGCACGUCCUUGGAGAUUCCGUACUAUUAUCGUUGAGAAAUCAGAUAUAUCGCUCAACCACCGUCCUCCCUCAGACCCGGUGGGUUACGGCUCUGCAACAUCUCGCCCGACUUGCCACUUACGCCGACGUUCCAAGGAACAGGCGCCCACAGUUUCUCGCGCCGGUUAGCAUCCCAGCAAGACGCCUUUCCCGACGGGGUAAGACCAGCAUGAUGCAUCC
Messenger RNA from Aspergillus ibericus CBS 121593, 558 nucleotides. RefSeq lists its product as uncharacterized. Bases 139 to 507 code for a protein of 122 amino acids. The record is from RefSeq and is a predicted model, not a curated record. Lineage: Eukaryota; Fungi; Ascomycota; Eurotiomycetes; Eurotiales; Aspergillaceae. The transcript has a single exon.